AUGGCCGGGACAGGGCCGCCCCCGGGACUCCCGGGUACGGGGGGAGCUUUGCCUUCGGGCCCACGGCCUGGCAUGCCCGGGAAGAGCAGCGAGAAGCGACUGAGAGAGAUGGAGGCAGAGAUGGUGCUGUUUGAGCAGGAAGUCUUGGGAGCCCCAAUAUCUGGGAUUCCAGCCCCAGUUGUGCCAGCUGUGGAACCUGCACCUGUGAUCCGCCCAAUCAUUGCCACCAACACCUACCAGCAGGUCCAACAGAGCCUGGAGGCCCGCAUUGCUCCCAUUGUAGGUCCCCCUGGCCCCUUUGUGGGUCCUGGAGGAGAUGCCAUGUUCCUUCGCCAGGCGGCAGGUGGCCCACGCCCCAUGGCUCUUCGGCCCCCACAUCAGGCCCUGAUUGGGCCUCCCCUGCCUGGUCCCCGCGGACCUCCUAUGAUGUUGCCACCAAUGGCCUGGGCACCAGGACCCCCACUUGGCACAAUGGCAACCCUGAGGCCUCCUCCAGAGGAGCCUCCAGCCCCUCGGGAACUAGGCUUGGGCCUGGGCCUGGGCCUGAAAGAGAAGGAAGAAGCUGCUGCUGUAGCUGUGGCAGCUGCUGCGGCUGCAGGGCUGGAAGAAGCGGGUGCAGCUGUGGGGGGCCCAGGAGCCGCUGCAGUCAUUGGGCCCAGCCUCCCCCUGCCCUUGACCAUGCCCUUGCCUGAGCCUGAGCCCCUGCCUCUACCCCUGGAAGUCGUUCAGGGCCUGCUUCCACCUCUGCGAAUCCCUGAGCUCCUGUCCCUCAGGCCUCUGCCCCAGCCCCAGCCUGAGCCUCAGCCACCCCCGGGACUCAUGGCCCUCGAGGUCCCAGAGCCUUUGGGUGAGGACAAGAAGAAAGGGAAGCCAGAGAAGCUAAAACGUUGCAUCCGAACAGCAGCUGGGAGCAGUUGGGAAGACCCCAGACUCCUGGAGUGGGAUGCAGAUGACUUCCGGAUCUUCUGUGGGGACCUGGGCAAUGCGGUGAAUGAUGACAUUUUGGCCAGAGCCUUCAGCCGAUUUCCCUCCUUCCUCAAGGCCAAAGUUAUCUGGGAUAAGCGCACAGGCAAGACCAAGGGUUACGGCUUUGUCAGUUUCAAGGACCCCAGUGACUAUGUGCGCGCCAUGAGGGAGAUGAAUGGAAAGUAUGUGUGCUCUUGCCCCAUCAAGCUUCGAAAGAGCAUGUGGAAGGACCGCAACCUGGAUGUUGUUCGGAAGAAGCAGAAGGAGAAGAAACUAGGGCUUAGAUAGCCCAGACCCCCAAGAUUCCCCUUUAUCCCCUGUGAUGA
Messenger RNA from Trichosurus vulpecula (common brushtail), 1292 nucleotides. Its product is annotated as RNA-binding protein 42-like. NCBI's taxonomy places the organism in Eukaryota, Metazoa, Chordata, Mammalia, Diprotodontia, Phalangeridae. Gene Ontology annotation, molecular function: mRNA binding. The record is from RefSeq and is a predicted model, not a curated record.